Messenger RNA from Anthostomella pinea, 1083 nucleotides. The record is from the annotation of a GenBank genome assembly. Lineage: Eukaryota; Fungi; Ascomycota; Sordariomycetes; Xylariales; Xylariaceae.
AUGCCCCUGAGACUGGGCAUCCUCGUGCCCUCGUCCAACACGGCCCUGGAGCCCCUGACCACCGCAAUCCUAUCCCCCCUCGCGCCCGAAGUCACAGUGCACUUCUCGCGCUUCUUCGUCACCAAGAUCUCGCUGGAAGCCUCGGCGCUCUCGCAGUUCGACACUCAGGGCCCGAUCCUGGCGGCGGCGCGUCUGCUGGCGGAUGCCAGGGUCGACGUGAUCGGCUGGUCGGGAACGUCGGGCGGCUGGCUGGGAUUUGACGCGGACGAGCGGCUCUGCGGCACUAUCACGGACGCGUUUGGUGUGCCCGCCACGACGUCGACGCUUGCGCUGAACCGCGCGCUCGACCUGCUAGGUGUUAAGAAGUUCGCGCUCGUCACGCCGUAUGUGGAUGAUGUGCAGGCGCGCAUCGUCGAGGUUUAUGCUGGGGCUGGGUACGAGGUCGUGGCUGAGAGCCACCUGCGCGUCUCGGACAAUGUGACUAUUGCGGAAAUCAGCGAGGAGACGCUGGAUGGGCAGGUGAAGGAGGUCAUGGAGAAGGGGAGGGGCGAGGUGCAAGCGAUAUCGACGUUUUGCACCAAUUUGAAAGCGGCGCAGAGGGCGUGGGCGUGGGAGAUUGCCAAGCAUCAGCACCGUAAAGUCAUGACCAUAGACCCGUCCACUCGGAAUGACCUGGUGCCCUGGCUGCUGGUCAUCUCGACCAAGAACUUCGUCACCUUCCUCGGCUCGUACCUAUGCUUCGUGUCGCCCAUCGUCACCGCCAUGAUGGUCGACUACCGGAUCGUCCGCCGCGGGAACUUCCACAUCCCGUCGCGGUACCGGCCCGAACCCAGCUCGCCAUACUACUACACCAAGGGCGUCAACUUCCGCGCCUACGCCGCGUGGCCACUGGUGUCGUCGUUGUUUCCUCCGAAGCUCUAUCCGGAUGGUGAGCAUGCGCAUGAGAGCAAGAGUUGGGAGAGCAUGGUGGCGAUGGAGGACUUCUUCCUGGAUGAUGAUCCCGUUCCGGCGUACAUCAAAGACCGCACGCUGCUUAGCGAGGAACCGAUCAUGGUGCAGAAUGUUUCGACUCAGAAAAGUUGA